Molecule: messenger RNA, 2961 nt
Organism: Myripristis murdjan (pinecone soldierfish)
Lineage: Eukaryota; Metazoa; Chordata; Actinopteri; Holocentriformes; Holocentridae
Product: signal transducer and activator of transcription 1-alpha/beta-like
Exons: 24
Coding region: 140-2251 (703 amino acids)
Biological process (GO): regulation of DNA-templated transcription; signal transduction
Molecular function (GO): DNA binding; DNA-binding transcription factor activity
Source: RefSeq, a predicted model, not a curated record
GAUUGCAGUGUUUUGGUGUGUGUGAUUGUGUUGUGGAUAGGGGCGCACAGCAGCUGGCGCUAACGGAAGCCCAGCUGUAGCUCUUCAUUUCUAAUAUCUUUUUCCCCCCCAAUAAGGACAACAACAACAAUACCCGGAGAUGGCCCAGUGGCAGCAGCUGCUGAAGUUGGACUCCGCACACCAGGACCAGGUGAGCCAGGUGUAUCAUGAGAAAUUUCCCAGGGAGAUUCGCCACUACCUCAGCGACUGGAUCGAGAGCCAAAACUGGGAUUUGGCGGCAGAUAAUGAGACUGAAGCGAGGAACGCUUUCUGGAACCUCCUGCGCCAUUUGGAUGAGCAGCAGAAACGUUGUGUCCAGCAGAACAACAUUUUGCUGGGGCCUGACUUUCUAAUGAUGAAAUCAUACUUGCAGCAGCAGUUUAGGGAGGACCCACUGAGCUUGGCCAUGAUUGUUUCUGAAUGCCUAAAGCAGGAAAAGAAGAUCCUGGCUAAGGUUGCUGAAGCACAGGGGUACAUACCUGACAACCCAGCAAUGGAGAGACAGAAUACUUUGGCUAACAAAAUCUCAGAACUGAGGGAGCAAACUUGGGAGACCGAGCGGGAAAUCAAGUCACUGGAGGAUCUGCGUGAUAAACUUGAUCAUAUAUCAAAGACCCAGCCAAACAAAGUGGAUCAGGUAAACGGAUCGGUCCAGUCCCAGGCUCUUGCAAAAGAGGAAUUUCUUCAGGAGGCCAACUUUUUCACACUAACAAAACAGUUGGUGCUGCAGCAGAUAAUGAAAAAUUUGAACUUGGCGCGGCAGAUUGUGUCGGUCCUGGUAACAGUGGAGCUGCCUGAGUGGAAGCACAGGCAGCAGAUGGCCUGCAUAGGCAGUCCUGCUGACACCAGUCUGGACCUGCUGCAGAUGUGGUUCACGACUGUGGGAGAAGUUCUGCAACAAAUGCGCCAGCAGCUGAAGAAGUUGCAAGAGCAGGACCAGAACUACACCUUCAAUGGUGCCUUCAAUGGUGCUUCCAGUUUCUUGAAUUUGACAGAAGUUGAGGAACUCACAGUUUGCCAAUUUAGAAGACUUCUUGAAAAUGCUCUAGUGGUUGAGAAACAGCCUUGUUCAUCAAGUCUGUCCAACCGAUCUUUGAUACUUAAGACCGGGGUGCUGUUCUCAGUGAAAAUAAGGUUCUUAGUGAAUCUCCCAGAAUUCAAGUGCAUGCUUAAAGUCAAGCCUGUAUUUGACAAGGAUGUCGCUGAAAAGGACAGCAUUAAAGGAUUCCGCCAGUUUGCAUUUGUUACAAACAAGCCCAAGGUGUUGGAUGUGGAGAUGUCUGGCGGAGGCUUGGUGGCAGAGUUUGGACACCUGUCAUUAAAGGACUGCAAAGUACGAGGCAAAAGAUCCUAUGAGACUCCUCUGGUCGUCACUGAGGAGCUCCACGUCAUUAAAUUUGAGACGCAGCUGCAGCAGGGUGGACUGGAUGUUGAUAUUCAGACCAGCUCUCUGCCCCUGGUGAUCGUCUCCAGUUCCAACCAGGUCCCCAGUGCCUGGGCCUCGGUCCUGUGGUGCAGCAUGCUGACCAGUGAACCACAGAACCUGUCACUGUUUGUUAGUCCUCCUCCAGUCACAUGGCAGCAGCUGUCAGAAGUACUACACUGGCAGUUUCUUUCUGUCUGUGAACGAGGACUGAAUGAAAUCCAUCUCUCCAUGCUGAAGGACAAACUUGUAGAUAACUCAGAUGAUCUUGUCCACUGGGGCAAGUUCUGCAAGAAUGAGGGUGUUUGGUUUUGGAUUCAUGGGAUCCUGGAUUUGAUCAAGAAGCACUUGCUGGAUCUCUGGAAAGAAGGGUCCGUCAUGGGUUUUGUGAGCAAGGGGCAAACAGAGACUUUGCUUAGGCAGAAGAUGAACGGGACUUUCCUGUUACGCUUCAGUGAGAGCAGCAGGGAUGGAGCCAUCACCUUCAGCUGGGUAGAGCACAACAGCGGUGAAACCCAUGUUCAUGCAGUAUUACCCUACACCAAGAAGGAACUAAGUAAUGAGUGGCUGCCCAAUAUUAUUAAGGGCUACAGUGUUCGUGACUCAGAGAACACGCACAGAAAUCCUCUGCUCUAUCUUUACCCAGACAUCCCCAAAGACAGUGCCUUUGGAAAGCACUACAGUAAACCCGAACUACUGAAAAGAGGUUACUGGGGGAGAAAAACCAUCCAUGUGUCAAAAAAAGUGGAAAUAGACAUGGACACUGGGAUGGAAUGGGGAAUGUCUUGAUGAGCCUGAAUCACUCUGGCCUGAUCCAGCCUGCAUGCCGAUAUCCACCUGUAUCCUGCAGUUGGUCAAACUUUUUUUUUUUCUUGUGCUGCACUUCAGUUUGAUCUCCUCCCUGCUAACAAGCUUGACAAGCUCAUUUGAUUAUGUUGUGGGAGCACUUCCAAAAACUAGUCAGUUGUUGAUAUGUGCAAGUGCAUACAAUAAAAAAUCAAAAAGUUCAUUUUUUUUUCUGUAAUUUAAUUCAGAAAGUGAACCUUUCAUAUAUUUUAGAUUCAUUACACAUAAAGUGAAAUAUUUCAAGCCUUUUUUGUUGUGAUGAUUAUGGCGUAUAAUUGAUGAAAAUCAAAAAUCCAUUAUCUUAAAAUAUUAGAAUAUUUCAUAAAAGCAAUCAAUAAAAGGAUUUAUAAUCAAGAGAUGUCGACCUCUUGAAAACCGUGUUCAUUUCUACACUCAGUACUUGGUCGGGCUCCUCUUGCAGGAAUAACUGCAUCAGUGCAGCGAUCAGCCUGUGGCUCUGCUGUGGUGGUGUGGAGGCCCAGGCUGCUCUGAUAGCGCUCUUAAUGUGUAAAGAAUUAAAAAAAUGAGUUUCACUUUUUGAAUUAAAUUACAGAAAAAAUGAACUUCUUCAUAAGGGAUGUUUACAAGAGAUCCUUCUCUGUAAUGGCAAAAGAGAAUGCUGACAUAAGUGUAAUUUACAUUUGUUUAUUAAA